Messenger RNA from Microbotryum saponariae, 420 nucleotides. Lineage: Eukaryota; Fungi; Basidiomycota; Microbotryomycetes; Microbotryales; Microbotryaceae. The record is from the annotation of a GenBank genome assembly.
AUGUCACUGCUUUCUGAUCUUGUACACCUCCGCACCAUCGAGGUCAGCCCACAACGCUCAACGCCUCGAAUCUCGACAACGUGUUAAGCCCGCGUCCACCACUAGCGACAGCCGAUCCUCCCGCCGCACCGAUCGAGCACAGUGUGUGUCUUCCGGUCUGCUCCUACGCAAUAGUUGAGUGUCAGCACUCGAAGAUGUGGUUGUCAAAUGCAGUCUUGGGCAGCUCGUGCGCAGCAGCAUCACCUUCAGCAUGGAUCUCCUGAAGGAGCUUUGUCGGGCGCACCACGUGGAAAUACUCCAGGAGGAACCCGCUUGCGAAAGAGCGAUUCCUACGAGUACUCGUCUGGUCGUGCGAUCCAAACUGUGAUGCUUGUUCAAAUGGGUGUGUUUUCGGAAGGCAACAAGCCGCGACCCCCGUGA